Messenger RNA from Helianthus annuus (common sunflower), 1067 nucleotides. RefSeq lists its product as uncharacterized. The record is from RefSeq and is a predicted model, not a curated record. The transcript has a single exon. Bases 120 to 827 code for a protein of 235 amino acids. NCBI's taxonomy places the organism in Eukaryota, Viridiplantae, Streptophyta, Magnoliopsida, Asterales, Asteraceae.
CGUCCAUCAACAAACCACACCGAAAUCACCGUGAGUCUGUUCGCACCAGAUAAUUCCCUCUCACCAACAAUAAAUAUUUGAGUCGGUGUGAGUAAUAAUCCAGUGUGCAAUUAUCUCCGAUGGACUCCAACGGCGUCACUACCUUCCGUCACCGUCGCUCACCGUCAUCCGACCGUUUCCUCGGCGUUUUCUCACCGCCUUCGUCCUCCGGCGUCAUUUCUGGUAGCUCCUCCGUCGCCGGCGACGAUUUCAGUGAAGAUGACGUGUUCUGGACCGGCGAUUUCGCCGAACAAAAGUGUCAAUCGCUAGAUCCGGCGACUAACGGUAAAUUUAACGGUAACGGAAAUCAGUCGUUCCGGCAGCCAGACAAGUUCGGAAUUCUGGCGGCAUUACCGGAAGAUCCGGCGAAUAACGGCCUAAAACCUAAUCGCUCCGUCAUGAACCGACGAAACCCUACGAUCCAGAACCAGAACAAUCCGUCAUCUUCGCGUCUAAUUCCGGCGAUUCCUCGACCGAAUAAGCAAGAGCGAUGCUCCAGUGAUGUUCCGAUCGUAUCUCAGUCGAUGCCGUUGAAGUUUCAGCAAUCGGCGCCGGUGAAUGUGCCGGUCUUCACGAGAAAACCGACGUUUGGACGAGAACUUGCUGACGUCGACAUCGGAGAUGAUGACGAAGAAGAGAUGCUUCCUCCGCACGAAAUCGUUGCGAAAAGUUCGAAAUCGCCGCAUACGACGUUUUCGGUUCUGGAAGGUGCUGGAAGGACGCUGAAAGGGAGGGAUCUAAGGCUGGUUCGGAAUGCGGUGUGGCGGAAAACAGGUUUUCUCGAUUGAAUUUCGGAUAAUUCGGGUUCGGUUUAUGGUAGUUUGUUGGCUUGGGGAUUUAGACUGUGAAGAUAAGUUUUUUUUAUCUAUGCUUUUGCAGUCUAUAUAUUAUAUGAAUAGGUAAGGUAGGGCAUAUGUUUUUUUUGUUUUGAGUAACUGAUGAAUGUUAAUGUUGAAUUUGGUAGGUCUUAAUUGUGUAAUUUAUGCUGCUUUUAAUGUGCAUAAAAAUUGAGCAAUAAUUCUUGUUAA